AUGCCGGAGCGGACACACCACGCCGAAGACCGCUUCCGCUUGCGCCUCCAUCGAGCCCGGUCGGUCGACCUCACAGCCAACGAGCUGGUUGAGAUCCGCGCCGCGCAACGCACCUUUGAGGGGGCGUACGUGCGCACAUCGCUGGCGCAGUUCUCUUUUGCGCUCAUAAUCCUCAAGAUCUUCACCUCGGAGUUCUAUUCCAUUGGCGCGCUAUUUGCACUUUACGGCACAGGCGUGCUGCUGGUCGGCGCAUACAGACGCCAGCAGGGCAACCGGCAGUUCUUCAGUGAGGUGAGCCCCGGAGGUGGAGAGGUGGCCGAGAAGAGGUUUCGGACAAGCGGGAACGUGGUGGUUGUGCUGGCCGGAUUGAGCCUGGCGGCGUAUGUCUGUUUGUUGGUAUUGACCAUUCGGCUGGAUUCGUGA
Molecule: messenger RNA, 423 nt
Organism: Cyphellophora europaea CBS 101466
Lineage: Eukaryota; Fungi; Ascomycota; Eurotiomycetes; Chaetothyriales; Cyphellophoraceae
Exons: 2
Coding region: 1-423 (140 amino acids)
Source: RefSeq, a predicted model, not a curated record